Microthlaspi erraticum is the source of this 300-nucleotide messenger RNA. The record is from the annotation of a GenBank genome assembly. Lineage: Eukaryota; Viridiplantae; Streptophyta; Magnoliopsida; Brassicales; Brassicaceae.
AUGCAAUUAACUCUUGAGUUCGGUGGAGGUCUAGAGUUGCUCUGUGACUCCGUAAAGAUUCAUAAAGUUAACGUCGAUCUCCCCGAUGAGUCACAUAUCUUGACGAUGAAGGAUUUGCUUAAAUGGGUUCGUACCAAUUUGAUCAAAGAAAGGCCUGAAAUGUUCAUCAAAGGAGAUACUGUUAGACCUGGAGUUCUCGUGCUGGUUAACGACUGUGAUUGGGAGCUUAGUGGCCAGCUCGAGACAACGUUAGAAGAGAAAGAUGUUGUAGUCUUCAUUUCGACAUUGCACGGUGGAUGA